Toxorhynchites rutilus septentrionalis is the source of this 16965-nucleotide messenger RNA. It is a transcript of the gene LRP1, whose product is annotated as low-density lipoprotein receptor-related protein 1. Gene Ontology annotation, molecular function: protein binding; calcium ion binding. Lineage: Eukaryota; Metazoa; Arthropoda; Insecta; Diptera; Culicidae. The record is from RefSeq and is a predicted model, not a curated record. Bases 1324 to 15663 code for a protein of 4779 amino acids. The transcript has 17 exons.
UGAUGAGAUUGAACCUGGCGAAGCGAGAGAAUAGAUUUUUGAGGAAUCUCAUUCUUCGUUGAGAACCCGUGACGGUCGGACGUGCGUUCGUGUUAGAUCCGCGGAGGACCUUUUCCCCAGCCGUUCUGUGUUUUGUUGAGCAGUGGACAGGAUAAGGUGUGUGCACAACCAGCUGAAGUGAAUAAAUGACAGGAGAAAAAAGACGCAAAGGAAGUCUUCGGAGAUGAGAGAUGCUGGUCACGAUGUGAGUUGUGAACAGAAUACUCGAUAGGGAAGGACGUGCGGUGCCUGCGGAAGGAACGUGUGUGUACUGGCGUCAAUUGCCUUCGAUAUCUCUUCGUCGCGCCGUCGUUUGCCGUCGUCGUCGUCGAGGUUUUGGGCCUGAUUUUCGUAGUCGUCGUCGUCGUCACCGUUUUGCGUCUACGGUGUGUGGAUUACGCCGCCACACAUCGAAAUUGUGGUUGAAAUUCAAGAGAGGUUUUUAUUUUGAUAAAAAAAAGACGGUAAAUUAAGAUGGGAGAAGAAACAACUUGCUGCUACUAGAGAUUGUGUAGUGGAAGAUUUUUGCCACCGGUGGUGCGGCAGUGAGAGGAAGUGGCGGUGAUUACUUUUCCUCCGUGUGCAGUUUUUCUUCGGAUGUACACAGAUAAUAAAAGUGGAAAUAAAAGUAUGUGUGCUCUUCGACGACGGAGGUGAAGAAACUGAAAGUGCUGUUGACGAACAAACCGAGCCAGACUCCAAAAACUCUCGGAAGAGCAGUAACAGCGCGGUGGUACUCCAGGAGGGAAGCGCAAGGCGAGAACCAAAAUACGCAAAAAAAACAAGGAUCAGAGCGAUCGUCAGUGAGCAUUGGCUUAUUUCCUUCGUGUGAGUGUGUGUGAGGGAGAUCGGAAUAAAGCAGUGGAAACAAGCAAAAAAGUAAACAAAUUUUGUGUUUGUUAGUGUUCGAUUCGAAUAAGAGAAGCAAAGCGAAAUCGAAAAAAAGGUUGUUGUGUUUUGAUGCACUCUUAUUGCGAUGGUUUGCUCAUCGAGAAUCUGGUUCUCGGUGCGAGCCGCGGUAUACAGCGGUUGAUUUGGGAUGGAAUUCCUGUUUUACUGGUGGUCAAGGUGAAAUAAGGUGGAAGUAAAUAAAAAAUAAAUAAAAGUGAACGUGUUUGUGUAAAAAAGGGACUGCGGCGAGUAGAAAAAACGCUGGUGCGCGUUCUUCUUGGUGGUGUGUUUUUGGUGCAGAAAUUGAUGCAAAUAUUCAUUUUGCGGCUGCGAGAAAAAUAAUUACGACAUAGGUGCCGGCUGCUGCAGCAGGGUGUGAGAUUGCCGGUGACGAUGAACGCCAACAAAAAUAGCUGUUGUCAAUACGAGGCGACUCGGUUUACUAGAAUGCAUCUGGCCGCAAGUCGCAAGGAGCGCAAAGCCCACACUUCGCCGUCUGUCUGGCGCGGUGUUGGUAGCGGCUGUGGCAUUGCGAUGAUGCUGGUGCUAGGAUUUUCGCUACUGAUUGGAAGCGUUGUAAAGCCAACGACCGCUGCUGGCCUUGAAAAAUCGGCGAGCGCAGGUGCUGGCAGUUUUACCACCGGUGCUUCAACCGGCGGCGGUGAUGAUGAUGCUGCUGCCGCCAGUGGUAGGGAUGGCGUUAAUUAUAAAAAUCAUAACAGAAAUGAAAAGUUCGCGGCUGAUAUAACGACAACUCUUCUAGCGCCACUAUCCAUUUCGAGGAGGAAUUUAGCGACACCCAGUUCGACUACGGCGGCGUAUGAUUCCGAUUUUACAGCUACGUGUCCUCGGUCCCACUUCACAUGCGGCGAUGGCAAAUGUAUUCCACAGCACUGGAAAUGUGAUACCUAUACCGACUGCCCGGACGGAUCGGACGAAAUUGAUUGCGACAAGGCUCACAAAUGCAAGGACGACCAGUUCCAGUGCAAGCUCACAAACAAAUGCAUCCCGGCGGGUUGGACCUGCGACGGGGAACCCGACUGCGGUGUGGUGGAGAAAUUCCGCACCAUCGAUAUGUCCGACGAGGACGGCCAGCUGUGCCGCAGCUCGAAACAUUGUCUUCCAACGCAAACCGUGUGUAGUAGCGGUAAGUGUUUAGAAAUAGAAAAAUUUUGCGACGGAGUGUGGGACUGUUCGAACGAUGAGCUGAGGUGUCCCACGAACGAUUCCUCCGAGUGUGAUGCACUGAAAUGUGUCCACGGUUGCCGACAGACGCCGGGUGGUCCCAAGUGUUUUUGUGCCAAAGGAAGUCAGCCCAAGGGGCGAGACUGUGAGGAUUUCAACGAAUGCCGGAUGGAAGGCAUCUGCGAUCAGUUCUGUGAGAACAAACCCGGAUCGUACGAGUGUACCUGUGCCAAAGGAUACGUACGAAAUGGCAGCAAGUGCCUGGCUGUGAAUAUUCCCAAAGAAGAGCCGACGUCACUGCUCUUUGUAACCCCGACUGAAGUGCGCAAAUUUCCUGUGAUCAACGGCACUGCCACCGCUCAUCCUAACUCAACCACCAUCGAUCUUAAUAUUAGCAACGUACAGGCCUUGGAAAUCUACCACCGAAAUCGAACCUUUUGUGUGGUGAGGAAGCCUACCGAGACGGCGGUGUUCGAAUGUUAUAGCGUAGACAAUGUGACGCACAACUGGAUGAUGCCCAUGCCGGAUUUGUUUCCAAAUAUCAACAAUGUCGACCAUAUUAGCAUCGAUUGGAUUUCCGGGAACUGGUACUUUCUCGAUGAUCAGCGGGAGAUCAUUUUUGUCUGUUCGGGACAGCUGAGACACUGUACAAUAAUUUUGGAGAACGAUCUUGCGAAGCCUCGGGGGAUGGCAUUGGAUCCGACGAAGGGUUUUCUGUUCUUUGUCAAAUGGGGUAACUUCCAAGCCAGCGUGGAACGAACACUUCUUGAUGGUAACAAUCGAACCGCACUCGUAAACAAGAAGAUCGUCUAUCCCCAGGGAUUGGCGCUGGAUAUUGUCAUGCAGCACAUUUACUGGGUCGAUACCUACCUAGAUUCGAUCGAACGAGUUAACUACGACGGAAGCAAUCGGUGGUUUCUGAAAAGGUCUGCCCAGUUCAUGAUAUACAUGCAAUCCAUUCACACGGUGAACGUUUUCGAGUCUACAAUAUACCUUGCGUCGCGGAAAAAUCGUUCCAUUGUGGCGAUCGACAAGUUCACCGCCGAAGCUCAACUUAUAACAGCGGACAUUACACGGGCGUUUCAUCUGCACAUAUUCCACCGACAGAAACAACCGGAAGUGGCGCAUCCUUGUCGUAAUCAGAACGGAGGCUGCGACCAUCUGUGUAUUACGGCCUGGAAGAAGACUGUCGCCAUUGGGCAGUGUAUGUGUUCACCCGGCUAUCGGCUCAAGACCAAAGAUCAGUGUGUGCUGAUCAAAAGACCGACCUUUCUGAUCUACGUCAAAGCGAACGCGGGCAUUAUCCGCGGGAUCCCGCUCGGAAUCAAGUCGCAGGAGGCGAUCGUACCGGUUACGAAUCUAGGCCGGGACAUCACGUUCGAUUAUCACAUCGAGGAUCAGUUGAUUUAUUUUGCGCAUCAUGACAAAAUCCAAUCAAAGUUCUCCAUCGAAAGUCAGAGUUUGGAUGGCAGCGGCCGAGAGAAGCUAUGGGAGGCGGAGGGUUCCUGUGAUGGACUCGCCUACGAUUGGGUUGGUCACAAUCUGUUCUACACAAACUCCGAGCGAGGUCGAAUAACCGUACUCAAGCUGGGAUCGAAGAUUGCCGCGCUCAUCGUGCUGAGGGAUCUGAUCCGGCCGCAAUCGCUAGCGUUGGAUCCCAAAAAGGGUCUCAUGUACUGGUCCUCGUGGGCUCCAUCCGGUGGAAGCAUCGAGUGGUCCUGGAUGGACGGCAAUCGGAGAGAAGUACUGGUAGAUGGACGUGAACGACCAAUGGUUUGGCCCAGUGGACUGGUACUGGAUCAGCCCCAGAAGCGUCUGUAUUGGUGUGACUCUAGAACGGGGAUGAUCGAGAGCGUCACCCUGGACGGACUUCACCGGACGCUCCUGUAUGAUGGGCGAUCUCGCAAUCACUAUCCCAUCUCGAUCGGAGUUUAUAAACAGCAGAUCUACUUCUCGGACAACGUCAGAGGUAACAUUGAACGACUCAACCUAAGCAAUCCGGAAUCAAUCGACACGAUCGCAUUCGAAAAGCCGCAAAUCUUUGGCAUCAAAAUAUUCGACAAUCUCACACAGUACAACAAUAAUCACAAGAAGUUGUGUGACAAGGGAUGCCCCGGGAUUUGUAUCAACACCCCAGUGCAACCGGAAUGUGUCUGCGAGGAGUCGUACGUGCUGAAUGAGGACAAGCUCAAGUGUUUACCGGUGGUAGCGAUCGCAACGCCACCCAAGAAUUGCUCGAUCGGAACCAAUUUUCUGUGCAGAAACGGAGUUCAGUGUAUCGACCAAAGGUUCACCUGUGAUGGCGAUCGGGAUUGUGAUGACGGGAGCGAUGAGGAGCAAUCUCCGGACGGACCAUGCAACUCGAACUGUGAUCUGGAGCACAAUUUCAAGUGCGACGAUCAGAGAUGUAUCAACAGAUCUUUAGUAUGUGACGGAACGGUGAACUGCAUCGACGAAACGGAUGAGGAUUACACCAACUGUCCGAACAUGACCUGUAUCGACAACUUCUUCCAGUGCGACAUCAGCCGCCGGUGUAUUCCGAAGAGUUGGGUCUGUGAUCGGCACCCGGACUGCGGUCCGAACGAUCAUUCCGACGAACCGGACAACUGCCACAAGUGUGAGGAGUUUGAAUGCAAAAAUGGCGCCUGCGUUUCGUUCGAACUGCUCUGCGACGGAGAGAACAAUUGCGGUGAUCACUCGGACGAGACCCAGUGUGAUGUGGAGUGCAAAGCGAAUGAGUUCUACUGCAGUCCGUACGGUUGCAUCGAUCGAUCCCAGAUGUGCGAUCCGAAGUUGAACUGCUUGAAUGCGUUCAGCGAUUGCGAACAGCGGGGACACGAGAAUGGGACCGUCAAUGGGACUGUGAUAUUCCCGUCCGGACCUAUCAAGACGGAAACGGAACUGAUUGCGCAGUGCGAGCAGGACGUUAGCGUUGUGUGUGGGAUGGACAAGGAGUGCAUUAAGGUUUAUCAUAAGCUCUGCCAGAGUGUGAAGCUUCCAGUGUACAACGAGACGGUGGUUUGUCUACAUCCGGACCGUAUUUGCAGGGUAACGAAUACUUGUAUUAAAGUGGAGCAGCUGUGCGAUGGAAGAAUGGAUUGCCCGGAUAACAUGGACGAAGGAUUUCGUUGCAAGGACAAGCUCUGUGAUAGUGAGGCGGAGUGUUCCCACACCUGUCACAACGCUCCGGAAGGUUUUGUAUGCUCGUGUCCGGAUCAGUUGUUUCUACAGCCGAAUGGGAAGGAGUGCUUGGCUGAUCACGCCUGUGAGCACUGGGGCACGUGUUCACAGAUCUGCAUCCCGAAUGGAAAGCACUAUCGGUGCAGUUGCAACGAAGACUACACUCUGACCUUCGACAAAUUCACUUGUCGAAGCAACAACCCGGAUGCACCGAAUGUUAUCUUCAGCAAUAGGCAGGAGAUUCGAGGGGUUGAUUUGAACACUUUGGCGGUGAAGAACCUCUACACUUCGCUACGAAACACGAUCGCGUUGGAUUUUCUGUGGAAGAAUGAUUCGGUUCAGAUCUUCUGGACCGAUGUGCUCGAUGAUAAGAUCUUCUGCGGUACGCUCUUUGGUGACUCGUUGAGUAAUGUCGAGGCGGUUGUCCAGUCGGGACUUUCGACUGCCGAGGGGCUGGCAGUUGACUGGAUUGGAAUGAAUCUCUACUGGAUCGAUAGCAAUUUGGAUCAAAUCGAGGUUGCGAAGAUUAAUGGUAGCUUCCGGAGAACGUUGGUCGCCGGGGAUAUGGUGAACCCAAGAGCGAUAGCUCUCGAUCCUAUGGAAGGAUUGCUUUUCUGGACCGAUUGGGAGAAGGAUGCUCCACGGAUAGAACGCUGUACCAUGGCGGGUGAGUUCCGCAUGACAAUCAAGUACGUGGAGUCGGGAGGUGGCUGGCCAAAUGGUAUAACGCUCGAUUACAUCCUGAAGCGAGUCUACUGGAUAGAUGCACGUUCCGAUUCUAUCCACACAACAAACUAUGAUGGCGAAGAUCAUCACGAGGUCAUUAAGGAUCAGGAAGUGCUCUCUCAUCCCUUCAGUAUCACUUUGUUCGACAACUAUGUCUACUGGACCGACUGGCGCACCAAUUCCGUGAUCCGAGCCAAUAAAUGGAAUGGAUCCGACGUAACCGUAAUCCAGCGGACCCAAAGCCAACCAUUCGGCAUCCAAAUCCUUCACUCUAGCCGACAACCCAACAAUCGCUCCCAUAAUCCCUGCGCUCAAAACAAUGGCAAUUGUUCGCAUCUGUGUCUGCUCAGUGUUAACGAAACGUACCAAUGCGCAUGUCCGCACGUGAUGCGUUUGAACGAAGACAAGAAGCACUGCAUCGCGAACGAGCAGAUCCUGUUGUUCGUUAUGUCCACCGAAAUUCGGGGAGUCGAUCUACAGCAACCCAACCAUUACACCAUCCCAACCAUAAGCCAUCAAACGCAAGUCGUCCAACCGGCCGUGCUGGACUAUGACAUUGCAGAGGCUCGGCUCUACUGGAACGAUAUCCAGCUGAACGAGAUCAAAUCAUCCUCGCUUGCAACGGGCCCGAUCGAGACGAUUCUGGAUACGGAUAUUUCCCAUUCGCUCGGCUUCGCCGUCGAUUGGAUUUCGAGACUGUUGUAUGUGUCAGCUGGGGCGGAGACCAACAGCCGCAUCCUGGUGUGCAACAUGAAGGGUGAGUUCAUCUCUGAGAUACUGAAGGAUCUGCCACUGGUGAACAGUUUGGUGGUGCAUCCGUCCAAAGGUCUACUAUACUUCGCAACAACGAACGAAUCGCCAAAGCUGUAUGAACUGUAUUACAGCCGCAUGGAUGGUUCGGAGAAGCAGUUGAUCAGCAAUUCCACCUUUUACCCGAUGGAGAGCCUCGUUAUGGACUUCGAAACGGAGCGUCUUUACUACAUCACGUCGAAAAUAGGAGAGAUUUAUUACUAUGACAUAGGCAGCGGCAAAAUCAUCAAGGUGCUAGCGUCGAGCGAUUCCCACCCCAUCAGUACGAUCACCGUCUACCGGGAGCAUCUGUACUUCGACGAUGGCUUCGAGAGUCGCAUCAUGCGCUGCAACAAGAACCUCUGCCAGAACGCGGAGGUGGUGCGCAACAACACCGGCGGUCUCAACGCAAUUCGGAUGUACCAUCCGGGCGCCCAGAGUGGUAGCAACUCGUGCAGUCGAAACAAAGGCGGAGGAUGCCAGCAUCUGUGCAUUCCCAUCGCGGCACACGAGCACGUGUGCGAGUGUGCGAUGGGCUACCGGAAGGAUCCGCACGAUGUAACGCGAUGUGUCGGAAUCGAUAACUUCCUGAUGUACUCGAUUGGCCACCAGCUGAAGGGGCUGGCCGUCGGGGAGGCGGAAGAUCAGAACGAGAUGGUGAUUGGACCGCUGCAGAAGGUAUCACUGGCUACUGGUAUCGAUUACCACGCGAAGAGUGAUUUCGUGUUCAUCGCUGACAGUGAUGGGGGCUCGAUUGUGAGGAUCAAGCGGGACGGUAGCGAACGAUCGGUAAUUGUGAGCAACUUCGAACAGGUUGUGGACGUCAACUCGGUCGAUUGGUUGGGAGGUAUCGCGAUCGACUGGGUGGCGGACAAUAUUUACUGGACCGAUCAGAAGCGGAAUUUGAUCGAGGUGGCGCGAUUGAAUGGGUCGUUGCGAUACGUGGUCGCAUCGAAUGUGGAGAAACCCCAGCUGAUCGUCGUCGAUCCAGUGGGAGGUUUCAUUUUCUACUCGGGCAAAGGUAAAAUCGGACGAACCGGGCUGGAUGGGACGGGGAAGUUCAUACUCGUGAAUCAGACCGCGAUCAUAAGUGAUCUGACGCUGGACAUCGAAAAUCAGGUCGUCUACUGGUGCGAGCUGCAAACGGACACCAUCUGGAGGGUGGAUUACGAUGGAAACAUGAAAACGGUUUUGCUCAACAACACGAUGGAUAAUGUGAAGGCGUUGGAUCUGUACGACGAAAACAUAUUCUGGUCGGAUGUUCGAGGCAACAUCAAGGUGGCAAACGUGAAGAACAUGUCAGUGUUUUGGACGGUGAAAGAAUCUGAGGGCACCGUCAUAAAGGAUAUCAAAAUAUUUUCCUCCCACAAGCAGCAGAAGACGAAUGCUUGUGGUGUGAACAACGGCGGAUGCCAGGAACUGUGUCUCUUCAACGGAACCCACCCAAUCUGUGCGUGUUCGCAUGGGAAAAUAUCAAAGACUGACUUUAAAACCUGCGAACCGUACGAAAACUUUCUUAUAUUCUCCCGAGUGUCCGCCAUUGACAGCAUACACAUGACGGAUGCGAACAAUAUCAACGGACCCAUAGCGGAGAUCCAAAAUUCAACCUUCCUCAAAAACACGAUCGCUCUCAGCUACGACUACGAGCAGAGUAUCAUCUUCUAUUCGGACGUUGAGUACAGUUCGAUCAAUUCGGUGCAUUUCAACGGAUCCAACCACCGCCAAAUUGUUUCCAAACAACUGACCGUUGAGGGUUUGGCUUUCAACCCCAUAACGAAGCAUUUGUUCUGGACAUCGAACAACGAAGCGUCGAUAAGAUCGCUGAAUCUGACCAACGCGACGGAUAACGCCAAGGAGAAUGCUGGUCGGGUCCAGGAGCUCAUCAAGCUAAAACCCACCGACAAACCUCGCGGCAUCGCCGUUGAACCCUGUCUUGCGAUGAUCUACUGGACCAACUGGAAUCCACUGGCGGCGUCGAUCCAGCGGGCGUAUCCUUCGGGCUACGGGGUGGAAAGUAUUAUCACGUCGGACAUUCGUAUGCCCAAUGCGAUCACGCUGGACUACCAGGCGAAGAAGCUGUACUGGGCUGACGCUCGCUAUGACAAGAUAGAGCGGGCGGACUACGACGGCAAGAACCGGGUUGUGUUGGCUCACUCUACCCCGAAGCAUCCGUUCGCGAUGGCUGUGUACGGUGAUUUGCUGUUUUGGACCGAUUGGAUCCUGCAUGCGGUGAUUCGAGCGAACAAGUACUCCGGCAGUGAUGUGGUCUGGCUGCGGAAGGACAUCGCACGGCCGAUGGGAAUAGUGGCGGUGCAGCAGAUCGAUCAAGACUGUAGUGCGGAUCCGUGCCGGAUUCUGAAUGGGGGGUGCGAGGAUGUGUGCCUGAUCGAUGCCGCCGGAAAGAUCAAAUGUAGCUGCACCCAGGGAGUGCUUGCCGCCGAUGGUCAACGAUGCAUUCCGAAGCUGUCAUCGAACUGCACGGCUGAGCAGUUCAGCUGCUCGAUCGGAGGUUGCAUUCCGUUCUACCUGACGUGUGACUCGAUCGCGCACUGUCUGGACGGGUCGGAUGAAAUGCAGAGCUACUGUGCCAGCCGUGAGUGUCCCUCGCGGUACUUUCAAUGUGGUGACCACCGCUGUAUUCCACUGUAUCAACUGUGCGAUGGGAUUGAAAACUGUGGCGAUGGGAGUGACGAAAAAAGUUGCGAGUGUGAUCCGUCGACGCACUUCCGGUGCAGCUCGGGACAGUGCAUCUCCAAGCAUAUGCGCUGUGAUAACGAUCCCGACUGCACCGAUAUUUCCGACGAAAUCGGGUGUCCGAAUGUGAGAAACUGUAGUGCGAUGCAUUCCGGGGAGUUUCUACGGUGUGCGAACACUACAGCUUGCUACAUGCCAUCGUGGCUUUGUGACGGAGAAAACGAUUGCUGGGAUAACAGCGAUGAGCAGAACUGCACCACGUCGGUGGCUCCAACCUGUCCGGUGGACAAGUUCCUCUGUGCGAAUGGUCACUGCAUUCCCCUGAACUGGCGAUGUGAUAGCGAGGAUGACUGUCUGGAUGGUACGAUCAGCCAGUUGAGUUCGGAUGAGGUUAACUGCACCAGGCACUGUAAACCGAAUCAGUUCCGAUGCGUUAACAGUACCGAAUGUAUUCCGAACAAUUGGCAGUGUGACAAUAAUCCGGACUGUACGGAUGGAUCGGACGAAGGCGAACACUGCCAGCAGCGAGUGUGUCCCGAUUGGGAUUUCCAGUGCCCGGCGAGUGGUCGAUGUAUUCCGAAGAAAUGGAUGUGCGAUGGAGAAGUGGACUGCGUUGGUGGGGAAGAUGAGGCCAACUGUGAUUCUUUGGAACAAAGCUGCGAUCCUGACUCGUUUACGUGUCACAGUGGAGAUUGUAUCAGCAGACAGUAUGUGUGCGAUGGAGAUGCGGACUGCGUAGACGCAUCCGAUGAACCGGUAGACUGCAGCACAGGCUUCGAAGUGAGUGACGGUUGUAGAAACGACGAGUUCCACUGUAAGAACAACAAAUGCAUCCCGAAGAGUUUAACGUGCAAUGUAAACAACGAUUGUGAGGAUGGUUCGGACGAGGAUAUACAGCUGUGCAAGAACACAACGCUUAUCUGCGCCGGUCCGGAAUGGUUCCGAUGUGUGAGUGGUGUCUGUAUUACAAGUUCUCUGCUUUGUGAUGGAGCAAACGAUUGUGGGGACUGGAGUGAUGAAGAGUCCUGCCGAAUCAAUGAGUGUGAACAAAUGCCGGAACUGUGCGCUCAUCACUGUGAAGAUCGUGAAGUUGGUUACGAUUGUACCUGUCGACCCGGGUUCAAAGUUAAUAUCACCAAUAAACAUUUGUGCGACGAUGUCGAUGAGUGUAUCGAUCGACCCUGCAGUCAAAUGUGUAUCAACACGUACGGAUCGUACCACUGCUUCUGUCACGAAGGAUACGUUAUGAGAGCCAACGGCACCUGCAAGGACGAUUCGCUGGAGCCCGUUAAACUCAUCUUCUCCAACCGUUACUACGUACGAGAGGUCGACCUGAGCGGGUCGAUGUCCAUUCUGGCGCACAAUCUGUCCAACGCCGUAGCUCUCGACUAUGACUGGCAAACGAAGUGCUACUACUGGUCGGACGUCACCUCGGUGGUAAGCUCGAUCAAGCGCAUGUGUUUGAGUUCCAACAAAACCGAAACCCUACACAAAUCCACCCUAAAGAAUCCCGACGGUUUGGCGAUCGAUUGGGUGGCACGCAAUCUGUACUGGUGCGACAAGGGUCUCGAUACAAUCGAACUGUCCAAACUGGAUGGGCGCUACCGCAAGGUGCUCAUCAACAAGAAUCUCCAGGAACCCAGAGCGAUCGUGCUCGAUCCCUUCCAGAAGCACAUGUACUGGAGCGAUUGGGGAGAUCAGCCGUACAUCGGUAAGGCCGGCAUGGAUGGAACCAAUCAAACGAUGUUGAUUAAGCACAACCUCGGCUGGCCGAACGCGCUCACAAUAAGCUUCGAAACGAACGAACUGUUCUGGGGAGAUGCCCGGGAAGACUUCAUAGCCGUUAGCGACCUGGAGGGUCGCAACCGGAAGGUCAUCCUCUACCGAGACAUGCAUCCAUCGAUGAACUUGCAUCACAUCUUCGCCAUCGCCGUCUGGGAGGACCGCAUCUACUGGACCGACUGGGAAACCAAAUCGAUUGAGUUCUGUCACAAAUAUCGGGGCGAUCAAUGUGGUUCACUGAUCAAAACGAUCCAUCGUCCGAUGGACCUGCGAGUGUACCAUCCCUUCAGACAGCAAAAAUCCGAAUCCGACCCAUGUCAGCUGGCAGGCUGCUCGACACUUUGUCUGCUGUCGCCUGAACCGCCCGGAUACAAGUGUGCCUGUCCGGAUCACUUCGUGCUCGGCGUGGACAACCGAACAUGCAUCGCCAAUUGCUCCUCGGCCCAGUUCCUGUGCAAGACCACGUUCAAGUGCAUUCCCUACUACUGGAAGUGUGACAAUCAGGAUGACUGCGGGGACAACAGUGACGAGCCGGACGACUGUCCCGAGUUCAGCUGCGAGUCCGGUCAGUUCCAGUGUGACAAUAAUAAGUGCAUUAGUCCGGGUUCGAUUUGCGACGGCAAGAACCAAUGUGGCGAUGAUUCGGACGAAAAGGAUUGCGAUGAUUAUGAGUGCUUCAGUUCUCAGUUCAAGUGCAGUCGGUCGGCUGACAGGAAUGCGUUCUGUCUAGAAGCCAACAAACGCUGCGAUGGGACCCAGGAUUGUCCCAAUGGGGAAGACGAGAGCGAAUGCGAGAGGAACACCUGCGCAGAGCAUCAGUUCAAAUGCGAAUCGGGCAGAUGUAUCACCAAGGUGUGGGCUUGUGAUGGGGACAUUGACUGUACGGAUGGAUCGGACGAGCGAAACUGCGGCCACAGAACGUGCGGAGAGAAUGAAUUCAGAUGCAACAAAGGACGCUGUAUACCGCAGUCCUGGUUGUGCGAUGGGGAGGCGGACUGCGUGGAUGGCGAGGACGAGAAGGAGAACUGCAAACCACCCGAGGUGACCUGCGAGUCGUCCUACUUUCGGUGUAACAACUCCAAGUGCAUUCCCGGGCGGUGGCGAUGUGAUUAUGAGAACGAUUGCGGCGAUAAUUCGGACGAGAUGAACUGUCAGUUGCGGAACUGCUCGGAGUCCGAGUUCAGAUGCCGGGAUGGGCACUGCAUACGGGGCGUUCGGAAGUGCGAUGGCGAGUACAACUGUGCGGACCGGAGCGACGAGGAGGAUUGUGAUGUGAGCUGCAAGCCGGACGAGUUUAAAUGCAGCAGCCAUAAUAUUUGUAUCAGCACAAACUUCCUCUGCGACGGGGACAACGAUUGCAUCGACGGCUCGGACGAAGAGCAGUGCCAGUGUCAGGAGGAUGAGUACCGCUGCGACAAUGGAAAGUGUAUCCUGCGGAACUGGGUAUGCGAUGGAAUUGACGACUGUCUGGAUCGUUCGGACGAGAAGGGCGAAUACUGCCAGGAACAGGGAUGCCACAAACGUGCCUUCAGAUGUAGCAAUAGAAACUGUAUUCGGAAGGGAUUGGUGUGUGACAACAAGGAUGACUGCGGCGAUAAUAGCGACGAAAAGAACACCCUCUGCAAGUGUCCCCCGGAGACGUUCCGCUGUAGCAGCGAUUCCAAGUGUAUAGCCAGAGAGUUGCGCUGUGACACAAAACCAAACUGUUUGGAUGAAUCGGAUGAGGUGGGGUGCCUCCGGACGGGCUGUUCGUUCGGGACGUGUAGUCAAAUAUGUGCGAAUAAGAAGUUCCACUACAAUUGUCGUUGCGCGGCUGGCUAUCAGAAGGGACACCUGCUGAAUGAUACCUGCACUGCUACCGAGGAGAAUGGAAUACUGUUGGUUUCCUCAGAAUCCGACUUCAGGAGUAUGUAUCAAGGGACAACCGUUAUAGGUUUCCUACAAACGAAUUCCAGGAAAAUAGAUCGUUUCGAUUACUCCAUCACUAAGCACAACAUCACCCUGUUUUGGGUGGAUAGCCAUGACAAAAGCGUCCAUAAGGUGCACAUGGACACAUCGGUUAAAUCGGUGGAAACUUACGAACCAAUUCACACCGCUUUCCGCCGAGCUACGGCUUCGUACGAUCGUGUGAAAACUCUGGAUGGCAAGCAUUCAUCGAUGAUACUGAAGAAUCAAAACGUCAUCCCGCUGGCCAUUGCUUGCGAUUGGUUGACGGAGCACAUCUAUGUGAUAAACAAAAAGCAGAGCAAUAUUUUCACCAUGACAUUCAACGGAACGAACCAUACGACACUCACGGCGACCGGAAAGCACCCGAUCGAUAUUGUGGUAGAACCGAUCAGUCGAGUGAUGGUUUGGUCCGUUAUGGAGGCGAUUAUCAUUUCCGGAAUGGAUGGUUUCAAAAAGCAGAAGCUUGUGCAAACCAACAUAGAGUGGGCUUCGGGGUUGGCGAUAGAUCAGCCUACGAACCGUCUAUAUUGGGCCGACUAUCGGAAGAGUACGAUUGAAACAUGUCUGCUCACUGGUGGGGAUCGUCAUGUUAUCAUCGAGAUGCAUGGUUUUUCGAAACCGAAAGUACUGGAUGUGUUUGAGGACAGUGUUUACGUGAUACUGUACAAUCAGAGCAUUCUCAAGCUGAACAAAUUCGGCAAGGACAAUGGGACGGAUGUUUUCCAGGGUACCCGAGGUUAUCGAUCUUCGGAUCUGAACUACAUCCACCCGUUGAAGCAGAAUAGGAUAGUUGUCAAUCCGUGCAGCCUUUAUCCGUGCCACGAGUCGACCGUUUGUUUGUUGUCUAUCGAAAACCCCAAAGGACGACGUUGUUUGUGUACCGACAGUCGGCCUGUACCGCUUCAGGACACGAAUGGGGAAGUUUUGAAAUGCGAAGAAGCGGUUCCGAUUCACUGUGGGCUCCCGUGUAACAUUGGCCAUUGUGUAGUGGAGGAUGGCCAGCCCAAAUGCAAAUGUCCGCCGCUAUACGACGGUAAAUACUGUGAGCACUACAUCUGCUCAGGUUACUGUAUGAAUCGGGGAGCAUGCUAUACGAUUAACAAUGUUCGGAAGUGUACCUGUUUGCCACAGUGGACCGGUGAUCGGUGCGAGCACUCCACCGGAGCUUGCCUGACAUAUUGCCACAACGGGGGUAACUGUUCGAUCGCAAACGACGGGACAAUGUCCUGUGCGUGUCCGAGGGAUUACGAGGACCAACAGUGUCAGCAUUGUUCGAACUUGAAGUGCGAAAAUGGGGGUGUUUGUCGGAAGACAGCGACCGACAAAAGCCAGUGCGAGUGCCCGGAUGGAUUCAGUGGGAGAAGCUGCGAGAUUGAUACUUGUAUCAAUUACUGUGAGAACGGAGGCGAAUGUACGAUCGAUAAGGGAGCUCCCAAGUGUAGCUGUCCGGAGGGAAUUGCCGGCGAGCGUUGUGAGAAUCAAGGUUGCCAGGAAUUGUGUCGAAACGGAGGAGUGUGCAUCACCGGGGCAAGUCCCUACUGCAGCUGUCGGAAGGGUUACGAAGGCCCAUAUUGUGAGGUUGAUCUUUGCGACAGCAAUGAUAAUCGACCGGAUUAUUGCCCACCGUUACGACCGUCACCCAGUCCACUGCCUAGUUCCUGCAAUGAAUUUGUCUGCAGCAACACCGGACACUGUUUGGAAGUUCGUGGCAGACCGAUCUGCAAUUGCACCAACCAAUAUGCGGGCGAUCAUUGUGAACUUUACGUUAGCUACAACAAUCCGUGCAUCAACCACUGCAAGAACAGUGGUAUCUGCCAGCUGAAUAUCUAUUCCACUUCCAACGUGACGUACGUCCCGUCGUGCGUGUGCGUUGGCGAGUGGACCGGCGAACAGUGCGAGAGGCCACCGAACUGCAUCGAUGAGUGCGGUACGUGCGUGGCCGACAGUUCCAUCAAUGAGUGCAUGUGUGAGGAUGGUUCACUGAACACAUGUUUGAAGGAGAUCACACUCGCCGAACUGGAGAGUCGCGAUCGAACCGGCUAUACGCUGUCCAUUCUAGCGAUUGUGCUGUUUGUGAUACUGAUAGCGGUGGCCGGCUUCGGAGGGGCUCUCUAUGGACUGAGGAAACGAAGAAAUGGACAACCAUUUUCACAUGCUCGACUCACGGAAAACGUGGAAAUCACCAAUCCCAUGUAUCUGGGCGACGUGGAAGAGGUGCCGUCUUUUGUGCACGAGGAUGACAAGGCUCAUUUCGCCAACCCCGUGUACGAUUCAAUGUACGCCGGCGCGAUGAACGUGCACGUGGAUCUGUCCACGUUGCCAGGCAACAGCAACCACCCGCUGCUCAACGCGACCAGUUCGGCACCGGAGGAGAAGAAAGGUCUUCUCCAGAACACUCAGGAUGACUCAAAUGUGCAGGACUUGUUAUGAUGUCGGCUGAAAAAAUAGUAGCAAAUGCGUUUCUAGAGGUUUGGCAUAUGCCCUCGUCCUCUAGAAAUACGCACCGGUUGUCCCAGUGCAGCGUUGUGGUAGGUAAGUUUGAUAUUCGAUCAACGGUUGUUUUUACAGAUUUAAUCUUUGCUGUACAAGCUGGGCUCAAUAGUCACCAAUUCAGUCAAGUUGUUUUUUGUUCUGUAAAAAACAGAACACUCAUUUGAUCUGUAUAUAAAUUGUGAAAUAGGUUAAGGAAUCCUGGUUUUGUAUAAUUUUGAACAAAUAUGUUUAUUUCUCUAUUUUAUGUAUGGAAACAUAAGUUUAAAAAAAUAGGACGAAACAGAAGGUAGCUUUGUUUUUAAGCAUUAAACAUGUAGCUAGUGAGGAAUUCUGUGGUGCCGAGAUACAGUGAAGUUAUUUUAUUGGAUGAGAAAAAAAGACAACGAUCUUUUAUCCACACAGAUCACAUUGAUGAGCUUUAAUGAAAAAAACAAAACUUUACGUUAUCGAAAUGAUAAUCAACUUUAGAACUAAUUAAACUAACUAUCGACAUGAUAAUAGUCUCUAGACAGAAAAAUAUUGUUGCUAUCACAAAUAGAACACAUUUCCGUGUAUCGAAUCGAAUCAUCUGCAGCACUGCAGAAAGGCAGAUGAUUUCGCUUGUGAAUCGAACGAUAAUAAACAACCAAUCAUGAAAUCGACAAUGUCCAUCCAAUGCAUGAUAAUAACCGAAUAAGAAGAGAAUCAGCAUGAAAGAACUCGAGCAAAAAGCAAAACAAUAAUCCUUAGCCCGAAUUAGAAGAAGAAACAAAAAUGCUUCUUAUUAGACAAAACAUGGACAUACCACAAAAGCAAAUUAAAAGCAACUAGAAAUUGAUUGUGAUUUUCAACGAGGAGAUAAAUCCUAUUCGAGUCCUAAUGUUAAAUCUAUGAUAGUUGAAUUUUUGUGACAAGAACGAAUUCAAUAUAGGCGCGUCCCUAUAUUAUAACGAAACAAUAUGCCAUAAAGGAAGUUGACAUACUCACACAGACGCAUCUCGCUAGUUUAAUUGAAUCUAUCGAAUUCCACAAAUAAGGCACGGCAUGGAACUAAUACUGCAAGUUUAAAGUCAAUACCGUAAUAAGAUAACUUUAGCGAAAUUAACAGCAGUCGGAGAUGCCUCCGCUCUGGGGAAACGAAUUAGCAUUAGCGCGUAUGGGUUUUCUGUUUUACUACCAAGUGGAAAUGAAUUCGCCGAAACGAACUCAAUUUUUUGUCAUGAAGAAAUGUUUAAAAUAAAGACUGUAAUUUUCCAAUAA